This is a messenger RNA of Vicia villosa (hairy vetch), 1678 nucleotides long. Its product is annotated as glucan endo-1,3-beta-glucosidase 11. The record is from RefSeq and is a predicted model, not a curated record. NCBI's taxonomy places the organism in Eukaryota, Viridiplantae, Streptophyta, Magnoliopsida, Fabales, Fabaceae. Gene Ontology annotation, biological process: carbohydrate metabolic process. The coding region runs from base 153 to 1409 and encodes 418 amino acids. The transcript has 3 exons. Gene Ontology annotation, molecular function: hydrolase activity, hydrolyzing O-glycosyl compounds. Gene Ontology annotation, cellular component: plasma membrane.
UCUAAUAUAAAUAAAAUAAAAAUAUUCCCUUCAACACAAGUAGAGUGUAAAGUGAAGCCAAGUCAAGAUAUUUCUUUCCACACUGUGUUGUCCAUUCAACAUUUCUCAUUAAACUCAUUAUCAUCCCUUCACCAUUCACAUAGAUCCAUACCAUGGAUCAUUCUAGAUUCCAGCAACAAUGUUGCACUUUCAUUAUCAUCAUUAUUACUAUUUUCGUUGCAGGACUCGCAACAAAAACUGAAUCUAUCGGUAUAAACUACGGCCAAAUAGCAAACAACCUCCCUUCACCGGAAAACGUAGUCUCACUCAUAAAAUGCGUCGGAGCAACCAAAGUGAAACUCUACGACGCAGAUCCAAAGGUUCUAAAAGCCUUCGCCAACACCGGAAUCGAGUUCAUGGUAGGUUUAGGUAACGAAUACCUCUCCAAAAUGAAAGAUCCAAACAAAGCCCAAACCUGGAUCAAAACCAAUCUUCUCCCUUAUCUUCCCUCCACCAAAAUCACCUCCAUUUUCGUCGGUAACGAAGUUCUAACCUUCAACGAUUCCUCACUCACUUCAUGUCUUCUCCCAGCAAUGCAGAGCGUUCACACCGCACUCGUGAAUCUCGGUCUCCAGAAACAAAUCACCGUCACAACAACUCAUUCCUUAGCUGUUCUUCAAACUUCUUAUCCUCCUUCUUCCGGAACGUUCCGUCCUGACCUAGCUCCAUGCCUAGCUCCGAUCCUGAGCUUCCAUGACAAAACCGGAUCUCCGUUUUUGAUAAACGCGUAUCCUUACUUUGCUUAUAAGGAUAACCCGAAGCAGAUUCCGUUGGACUACGUUUUGUUUCAACCGAAUCAAGGAAUGGUGGAUCCGUCUACGAAUCUACACUACGAUAACAUGCUGUUCGCUCAGAUCGACGCUGUUUACUCAGCGCUAGGGAAGUUAGGUUACGGGAAGCUUCCGGUGCACAUCUCCGAAACCGGUUGGCCGUCGAAAGGAGAUGAAGAUGAAGCCGGUGCGACGGUGGAGAAUGCGAGGAAGUAUAACGGAAAUGUGAUGAAGUUGAGUAGUAAGAAAGGGACGCCAUUGAAACCUGAAUCUGAUUUGAAUAUUUACGUUUUUGCCCUUUUUAAUGAGAAUAUGAAACCUGGACCGACUUCAGAGAGGAAUUAUGGAUUGUUUAAGCCGGAUGGUAGUCCUGCUUAUAACCUUGGGUUUUCUUUGUCUUCUGCAUCGUCUUCUACUUCGAGUCCUCCUUCAAACGACGCCGUUAAGAAUGGUACUAGUGGAUCUGGUGCGCCGCCGCAGCCGCCGACGUCCUCCAACGGUUAUUUGGCCAUUUCCUCCGCUACUUCACUGGAGAGAUACCAUUUGAUGUUGCUUUCUUCAUCCUUUCUGCUGCCAUUGUUGAUGAUUUUGAAGUUUUGAGGGUUUUUUCAUUGCUAAUGAAUCCAAAGAAGACCAUCAUGGCAAUUGAAAAAAAGAAGAGUAAAGGCAAGCAGAGAAAGGAUUAAAGGGAGAAUACAUUAUCUUCUCUUUGGAGUGUUGCUUGCCGGUUUAGGAAGGAAAGGAAGCCUUGUGUCUCACCCUGCCAGUUUAUUUAAUUAUUUAUGUAUCCCAUUUUAUUGGUUCUCAUUUUGAGAUAUAUUCUUUCAUAAUAAUAAUGUGCUACGCUCGUUCAUAUUUGUAGUGUUAAA